Messenger RNA from Annulohypoxylon truncatum, 2016 nucleotides. RefSeq names its product threonine synthase. Gene Ontology annotation, molecular function: pyridoxal phosphate binding; threonine synthase activity. NCBI's taxonomy places the organism in Eukaryota, Fungi, Ascomycota, Sordariomycetes, Xylariales, Hypoxylaceae. The coding region runs from base 91 to 1734 and encodes 547 amino acids. The record is from RefSeq and is a predicted model, not a curated record. The transcript is spliced from 2 exons. Gene Ontology annotation, biological process: L-threonine biosynthetic process.
UCCAAGUCUUAUAUCACCCUUCAAGGGACUUGGAGAUCGCUAGAAUAAUACACAAUUGCCUUCGACACCGUCGACCCCCAAACAAAUACGAUGUCGAACGGAGUGAACGGCCAGACGACAGCUGAUGGCUCGUCUGAGUCUCAUAUUUCCUCGCAACGGUAUUUGAGCACCAGAGGCGAUGACUACGACCUUUCAUUCGAGGAAGUCGUUUUGAAAGGUCUAGCAUCUGACGGAGGCCUUUAUAUUCCCGAAGAAAUCCCCAAAGCGGAAAAUUGGGAGAGCUGGAAAGAUCUGUCCUUCCCCGACCUGGCCCUUGAAGUCCUAUCCUUGUACAUUGCUCCGUCUGAGAUUCCGCGCGAAGACCUCAAGGGUAUUAUUGACAGGAGUUAUUCCACCUUCCGUGCGCCUGAGACCACCCCCCUACGACAUCUCCACGACAACCUAUAUCUCCUAGAACUUUUCCACGGCCCUACAUUCGCCUUCAAGGAUGUUGCUCUACAGUUCCUAGGCAACCUAUUCGAGUACUUUUUAGUGCGUAAGAACGAGGGGAAGUCGGGCAGUGAUCGUCACCAUCUCACCGUGGUUGGCGCUACAAGUGGUGACACCGGGUCAGCAGCCAUCUACGGUCUUCGCGGCAAGAAGGAUGUGUCCGUGUUCAUUCUACAUCCUAAGGGCAGGGUCAGCCCUAUCCAAGAAGCCCAGAUGACCACGGUGUUGGACGCCAACGUCCACAACCUGGCUGUUACCGGCACCUUCGACGAUUGCCAAGAUAUUGUGAAGGCUCUGUUCGCCGAUCCCGAUAUCAACUCAACCCUUAACCUCGGAGCGGUGAAUUCCAUCAACUGGGCCAGAAUUCUCGCCCAGAUUGUUUACUACUUCUACUCUUACUUCUCACUUGUCAAGUCCUCUGGUUUAGCCUUAGGUGAGAAGGUCCGGUAUGUUGUGCCUAGCGGUAAUUUCGGCGAUAUUCUAGCCGGGUACUUCGCGCACAGAAUGGGUCUUCCUACAGAGAAAUUGGUCGUCGCCACAAAUGAGAAUGACAUCCUCGAUCGAUUCUGGAAGACCGGAAGAUACGAGAAGAAACCUGCCUUCGGCCAAGAGGCGCAGGGAGGCUUGGCGGUUGAUGGUGUUAAAGCGCACGAAGAUGGCGUCAAAGAAACCCUGAGCCCUGCCAUGGACAUUCUUGUCUCAAGCAACUUCGAGAGACUACUCUGGUUCCUGGCCUACGAAUUUGCUUCUAUAGCCGGCAUGGACGACGAGUGGAACAGAAAGCAAGCUAGCCAGGAGGUAGCGGCCUGGAUGAAGCAACUAAAGUCGAGCGGUGGUUUCGGCCCAGUUUACCAGGACGUGCACUCCAGUGCUAAACGUGACUUCGAAAGCGAACGGGUGAGCGAUUCGCAGACGGUUGAUACAAUCAAGGACUACUUCAAGAAGAUCGACUACGUCCUAGAUCCUCACUCAGCCAUUGGCGUGGCUGCUUCAUUACGGUCGCUAGAACGUUCUAAGGCACCACAUAUUUCGCUUUCGACCGCCCACCCGGCCAAGUUCGCCGGCGCAGUCGAGAUGGCCUUGAAAGAUGAGGCCGGAUUUGACUUCGAAGAGAAGGUGCUCCCGCCCGAGUUCCACGGCUUAGAGGCGAAGGAGAAGAGAGUUACCGAAGUCGUCAACGACUGGAAGACGGUUAGAGAGAUCGUCAAAAAGCAGGUAGAAGAAGAGUUGAAGGGCGAAGCAUAAGACGGCGUUCAGAAUUUUGGAUUUUGCAUAAGACACAUUCAUCGACCAUGUGCAUUGAAUUUGCGCGCGCUCGUGUUCGCUCGCAGAGAUAAAUAUAUAAAUCAAUAAAUACCCUCUUACUCAUCUACGCCGACUCCUGAAACUACUAUUUUCUAUGUACUAUCAUUAUUCGUACAAUGCAUGUUGCACAAUUACUCAAGUAUAGGGGGAAUAGGAGAAGUAUCACACCGCGCAUGCGCAUAUAAGAGCGAUUAAUACAUCGAAUUUUCUCAAUUAUCAUCG